GCUGAACUGGUCUUCCACGGGUUCCUCCUUGGCAGUACGGCACUGAUUGACCGCCCCUCUUCUUUGUAAAUACAGCUUACGGUGGCUUUAUCAUCAGUCCCGGCCAAAUUUGGUUCACCUUUUGACGCGAAAGAUGUACAGGUCAUCCUUUUGCUACAAAAUCUCUACCGGUUCUCUAUUUAGUCUCUGGGAUCACCUUUCCACGUCUAUUUGUGCCGUCUCGGGUGUCGACAUCAAGCCGACUGCUUUAAGCAGCAUAGGUCCCAGGAACAGGCUCCGACUCGAAGGAAAACAAACCCCCAGAUAUCUCAUGUAUCUGCAGUAUAACCUACGUGCAAUGUUUCUUACCUCCCCGCUCUUUCGGACUGAUGGGAGUGGAGCGCCUUACCUGUUCUCUGGGUUCCCUUUGACUGGCUCUAAAUAUUGGCCCCAUCCAGUGUGUGGGCUACUUUGCUCGUCACCCAAUGCAGCAAACCUUCCAGAGGUCAUCGCAUUGCCCUGGUGGACCCCGGUCUCUGCUAUACAGAAAUCCUGGACUCAUCGCUCCCAUACUGCCGUUUCAGGCGCGAAUUUUAUCCACGAAUCCGUAUUCAGUUUCAUAACCUGUGACGAACACCGCGUUCAUUGCAAGGUUGAUUCGGUCAAUGCCGUACAUUUAGAUGCCGUCAAAAUUCUGAAGGAGUUUUUAUUAUCCGAUAAAGAUUCAACCGAACUGCUACGAGUUACAAAGACCGACAGUCUGAAGCUUCUCAUGCACAUGCGGUAUUUCACGGGGUAUGCGACGUUAUGGAACAUAAUCGUCUAUCCCAUAGACUUGCCAUUGGAAUUCGAGGAUGGUCUGCGGAUCCUAGUCAUGAACUUUUCGCACUGGCGGUCUCGACAGCGAAUAUUUAGGCAUCGCAGGGCCAAUAACCAUAUGUGGGGCUACGCAAUCUCGGCCGCAUAUCUCUAUAUGACUCCUUGCUUCUUUCUGGGAUACUGA
Messenger RNA from Guyanagaster necrorhizus, 982 nucleotides. RefSeq lists its product as uncharacterized. Lineage: Eukaryota; Fungi; Basidiomycota; Agaricomycetes; Agaricales; Physalacriaceae. Bases 134 to 982 code for a protein of 282 amino acids. The record is from RefSeq and is a predicted model, not a curated record. The transcript has 5 exons.